CACAACCUUUCCUCAGCCACAUUCUUCAAACUCAUCAAUCUGCAUUAGCAAAGUUAAGACAAGAGCUUCAAAUGGAAAAUCAAAUGGCGACAAACCAUGUUCGUACCACGAGUUUGCCUACUGCAACUCAUCCUCUCAUUGUCAAUGCAGAGGAGCAGUUGCAAAGGUUGAAGUCAUCUGAAUUAACUUCCACAUCUUCUCACUCAACAAUAUGCCAAAAUUUGGAUGGUCUUAGAAAAUUAUACGAAUGUGUUGAUGAUGUCCUCCUUUUGCCAAUCAACCAACAAGUUCUCUCCCUUGAAAAACAUGCAAAAUUACUUGAACAAGUCUCUGAUGUGUCCCUCAAUGUUGUCGAUACCUGCAGCAUCGUUAAAGAUGCUUUCUCACAGAUAAAGGGACGCGUUCAACUACUCGAAUCAUCUCUUCGUAGAAAAAGAGGUGGAGAAUCCAACUUAUCCAAUGAAGUUGAUGCAUAUUUGGCAUCCAAUAAGAAACUAAACAAAGUAAUCAGUAAAUAUUUCCGAGAUCUUUUGAACCACACAGAGAAGAAUUACACAAUAGUGAUAGACGACUCUGACUUAGCAUCAUCGAUUAGCUUAAUCAAAGGAGUUGAAGAAGUUAGUCUUACAAUAUUGGAAUCAACUCUAUCUUUCAUUUCAAAUCCAAAAAUAAGAUCAAAGGCAAGCGGUUUGUCUUUGUUCUCUAAGCUGUUGAAGACAAAGAGAGUGUCAUGUGAAGGAGCUGAUAUCUCAGAAGUUGAGAAGAUAGACAUGGAAUUGCUUCUUAUUCAAAGUAAACAGAAAGAUUAUUCACAAAUACAAAGUGUACUUAAAAAACUCGAGAUAUUUGAAUCGAGCAUUCAAGAAUUAGAGGAAGGAUUAGAAGCCAUGUUUAGGCACCUUGUAAAAACCAGAGUUUCCCUCCUCAACCUUCUUAAUCACUAAUCAUGUAUCUCAAUGUUUGUUAAUACACUGUAAUUAUAGAGAAUUCAAGGAAAUGUCAC
Nicotiana attenuata is the source of this 1003-nucleotide messenger RNA. RefSeq lists its product as uncharacterized. The transcript has a single exon. Gene Ontology annotation, biological process: shoot system development; root development. NCBI's taxonomy places the organism in Eukaryota, Viridiplantae, Streptophyta, Magnoliopsida, Solanales, Solanaceae. The record is from RefSeq and is a predicted model, not a curated record. Bases 72 to 944 code for a protein of 290 amino acids.